AUGGUUGAAGAGGAGCAACUGGAAUAUGAUCCGCCCAAGAUGUCCGUUGCUACCCUUACCAAGAUGCAGGCUGGAGCCUGUGCAGUAUCGGUCCUCCUGGCUGAGGAUAGCUAUUGUGUUGCCAACGUGGGGGACUGUCGAGCUAUGCUCGUGAGGCGGCUUAUUGACGGUCAUGAACGGAGCCCGAAUAGUCUACCAUUACGAAGGAUUCCCCCGCAUGUUGAAGUGGAGUGGCUGACGGCUGCUCACAAUGCAGAUUCUCCAAUUGAACAGGAAAAGCUGAGGGCUGAGCAUCCAGGAGAGGAAGAUUUGGUCCACUGUAAGCAGAAGAUCAUCGAGUUAGGUAGUGAUGGUAAGACCGUGGGGAAGACUCCAGCCAACCCGAGCGUUGGGAGACUUCUAUUUUAA
Perkinsus marinus ATCC 50983 is the source of this 408-nucleotide messenger RNA. RefSeq lists its product as hypothetical. The transcript has 5 exons. Lineage: Eukaryota; Perkinsozoa; Perkinsida; Perkinsidae. The record is from RefSeq and is a predicted model, not a curated record. Bases 1 to 408 code for a protein of 135 amino acids.